UUUAUUAAAUAAUCUUUUCUAACGUUACACGAAUAUAAGGUUUUCGCUUAGAGGUGCUUUGAAAACUAAAAAGCGCGUAUAGGAAUUGUAUCUAUCUUGUAUAUUGAAGUCUAGUAAUAUUAUCUACAGUGAUCCGGUAAUUUUAAGUCAUGACUAUUGUAUCAGUGUUUACAACUGGAGUGUUAGUUUUCCAUACGGCCGUCGAAGUAAUAUGGCUUUUUAUAAUGCCGGCAGCGAAUUGAAUGCAACUAGUACAGAUAUCGUAGACGAGGACGAAAUCGUUGAUGAUCUUUCUAUAGUUCCUUUAGAUAAAGAUAGCUUCGCAAUAUGUGAGUUAUGUGGUCGCAUAGGGCGUCGCAGACAGUUUUAUCCGCGCAACAACAAAUUCUGUUCCCUGAGAUGCCACGCAAGUAGGACAAGACGCAAGCAUUGUAGCUGGAGGUUUAAACUCAUGGAGGGUGCCGAGCACAUGGCAGGGCUCAUCCCACUGGAGCCUCUGCCCCAGCUGCAGCAGUGGCAUGCUACACUUAAUGACAUUCAGGCUGGUCCUAUAAAGCAGCCAGCAGCACAAGUUGCCAAUAGCUAUGAGUGGAAAGAUGAGCUCUUUGGCUGUGACUUCCUCGCAGCGCCAGUCAGUCUGUUCAAACACGCUCCCCUGCAUGAAAUGUGGGAUAACACCUUUGAAGGAAUGAAAGUGGAAGUUAAGAACACAGAUUGUGAUAAUUAUUCAGAAAAACUAAAUGACUUUUUCUGGGUUGCUACUGUAUUAAAAGUCAAAGGGUACAUGGGACUGCUGCGCUAUGAAGGAUUUGGAAGUGAUGAUUCAAAAGACUUUUGGGUGAACCUAUGUUGCUCGGAAGUACAUCCUGUUGGAUGGUGCGCAACUCGCGGCAAGCCACUCAUACCUCCAAGAAGCAUAGAAGAUAAAUACACUGAUUGGAAGAAGUUCCUGGUAAAGCAGUUAACAGGUGCCCGUACAUUACCAGCUAACUUCUACACCAAACUAAAUGAAAGUCUUAAAUCGCGGUUCAGUAUUGGCUCCAUAAUGGAAGUUGUUGACAAAAAUAGGAUAUCACAAGUUAAGGUUGCCAGUGUAGUUGAAAUUAUAGGUAAAAGGUUACAUGUGAAAUACUAUGACAGUUCUCCAGAAGACAAUGGUUUUUGGUGUCACGAGGACUCUCCACUCAUCCAUCCAGUCGGCUGGGCCUUCAGAGUGGGCCAUCCGCUGGACGCCCCUCAGAGUUACUGUCAGAGGGUCGCUACAGGACGAUUUUUGCCAAAUGAUACGACUGCAGAUAUGUUUUACAAGUACCCUACAAAUGAGCCUCCAUUGUUUGUAGAAGGGAUGAAACUUGAAGCCAUUGAUCCCUUGAAUCUGUCAGCUGUGUGUGCUGCUACGGUUAUGCAAAUUUUGAAUGAAGGAUACAUGAUGAUCCGAAUAGACUGCUACCCAGCUGAUGCAUCGGGUGCCGACUGGUUUUGCUAUCAUCAAAGAUCACCCUGCAUAUUCCCUGUGGGAUUUGCUCUAGCAAACAAUAUACCACUGGUGCCACCUGCUGGUUACACGGCAGAAGAGUUCAGCUGGGAGGAGUACCUCUGCUCGUGCGGCGGUCGGGCUGCGACGCGCGCUCUGUUCGCCGCCCGCGGCCACCUCGUGUCGCACGGCUUCGUGUGCGGCAUGCGGCUCGAGUGCGCCGACCUCAUGGACCCGCGGCUCGUGUGCGUGGCCACCGUGGCGCGGGUCGUCGCCGACCUGCUCAAGGUCCACUUCGACGGCUGGGGCUCGGAGUACGACCAGUGGCUGUGGGCGCACAGCACGGACAUGUACCCGGUGGGCUGGUGCCGCGCCGUGGCGCACCGGCUGGAGGGGCCCAUGCAGCCGCCGCCGCGCCAGGCGCGCAAGCCGCCGCCCAAGAACCACCGCCGCCGCCGCCGGCACCACCCACCGAAAGCCCAGCCCCAACCGCCAAAUAUAACCGAAGACAGCUCCCAAAAUUCCGACAUGGGCGACGUAAAAAGCUUGUCACCUCCCACUAGCGUGUCCGAGAUCUCCGCCGACGUGGAGUCGAGACACGACGACACGGAAUCGAGACCCGACGACACGGAAUCGAGACCCGACGACACGGAAUCGAGACCCGACGACAUGGACUCGAGGCCAGAUGAGACGGAGGCGACACCCGAAGAGUCGAGACCUGAUGAGGAGUCGAGACCUGACGAUAUGGAGUCGAGGCCGGACUCGGAGGCGAGAGCGGACGAGGGCGAGUCGAGACCUGACGAUAAGAUGGAUGUGGAAGAGGCGCCUACCGAGACCUCGCAUGAGAGGUUGAGCGAUGAGACGAAUCAAGAAUCUAUGAGCAUACCAACGGACGCGUCGCAGGACUCCAGCGGGCAGUUGGGCCCCGUGUCGCCCGACACGUCCAGCCAGUCCGCCUCCGACAAGCUCAUCCCGCGGCUGGUGGACGCGGCCGUGCCGCGCGACCAGCUGUCCUGCGUGGCGCCCGAGCACUGGUCGCCCGCCGACGUGGCGCGCUUCCUGGCCGUCAACGACUGCCAACCCUACACCGACAACUUCACCAACGUCACCGGCCCCGUGCUCCUCCAGCUCUCCAAAGACGAAAUCAUUGAACUCCUCGAGAUGAAGGUCGGCCCCUCCCUAAAAAUAUUCGACCUCAUCCAGCAGCUCAAAUGCAAAAUUAAACAACCUCAGUGUAGACUAAACUUCAAGUGAGGCGCGGAUUAGAACCGAGGAUUCGGGGGUGACGGAAAACUGUGGCCUUUAAUG
This is a messenger RNA of Cydia amplana, 2782 nucleotides long. RefSeq names its product polycomb protein Sfmbt-like. The record is from RefSeq and is a predicted model, not a curated record. Gene Ontology annotation, biological process: negative regulation of DNA-templated transcription. Gene Ontology annotation, cellular component: nucleus. The coding region runs from base 212 to 2728 and encodes 838 amino acids. Gene Ontology annotation, molecular function: zinc ion binding; chromatin binding. The transcript has 11 exons. Lineage: Eukaryota; Metazoa; Arthropoda; Insecta; Lepidoptera; Tortricidae.